Molecule: messenger RNA, 565 nt
Organism: Papilio polytes (common Mormon)
Lineage: Eukaryota; Metazoa; Arthropoda; Insecta; Lepidoptera; Papilionidae
Gene: ETH
Exons: 3
Coding region: 128-475 (115 amino acids)
Source: RefSeq, a predicted model, not a curated record
GUCGAUUUUAUCUCAUUUGUAAUAGGGGAUCAAUCGAACCUGUUAGUAUAAAAAGGGGCAAAACCCAAAAGAGAUCACAAUUGUUCACAAGUUGUAGCAUUAGUCAGUCGUGUUUGAAUUUCCUAAAAUGAGUUCCAAAUAUUCAGUAGCAUUUGCUCUUAUUUUACUUUUUUGUGUAUUAGUUAAAAGUUCGUUUAUAAAGCCGAAUAAUGUACCAAGAGUUGGUAGAAGCAACGAAGCAGAUGGAAUGUUUGACCAGGGCGCUAUGGGUUACGUUAUUAAAACGAUCCCAAAUAAAAAUAUACCUCGGAUGGGUAGACGAAAUUUUGAUUCGGCAAAUAGGUUCGAUAUUCCAAAGUUCUAUCAGUUGCCAACGGAAUCGUUUGAACUCUAUGAAGAUGGUGAUCAAUCCAAAUACUCUCAGGAGACUCCAUUAGAAGCUGCAUUUAACAAUCAUUUAGAAAACAUGAAGUAAUAUAGGAAAACAUGCAAGAUCCAUUUGAGUACAUGUUUGACUUAAAAAGCAAAAAAAUAAUGUUUGUGUUCUCUUAAUAAAAUAAUUUUG